AUGGAAGACAAGAAGUUGAACCGGCGGGCCCAUACCCGAAGACAAUCACAAGCAAAUGAGGCGCCUUUCGAGUCCAGUGCCACUGGGCAGGCUGCAGAGUCACCAAAGCCAAGGAAAAGGGGCCGAAAACCCAAGAAGCAGCUAAAAGAGCAGAAGGUAGCGGGUCAUCAUGAGGAGCUUGAUGAUGAUGAUCUUCCCAAGGAUCCUCGCAGGCGCCGAGUGCUCGAACGUAAUCGCAUUGCGGCGAACAAGUGUCGUCUCCGCAAGCGUGAUGAAGCCUUAGCACUCGCCUCUCGAGAAAAAGCCAUAGAGGACCAGAACCGCUAUCUUAUGACGUGUUUCGAAUCUUUAACCGCCGAAAUUUACUACCUAAAGACCCAAUUACUGCGGCAUACAGACUGCACUUGCGUUCUCAUCCAGAAAUACAUCGCGAAUGAGGCGAAGAAGUGCGUGGAUGGGAUGCUCGCUUGUUCUUCUGCCUUUGAUACCCAGGGCAGUUCGCGGAGCCGGUGUGAUGGAAGUCCGAGCGAUGCUAGCACCGCCGAAAUGUUGAUUAAGCAGAGUCCAAAUGGAGGUAGUUUCCCGUCAACCCCAAGAAUCUCUUCUCAGCAGGGAUCUAGCACCUCGAAGGUUACAGACGUCAUGUUUGAUAUGAUGGGUUUAGGAUCAUUUCAAACGGCUACUAUGCCGCCUGAUUCAAUGGCCUUUACCCAGCCAGUUCCACCGUUAUCCUUCACUGAAUAUGGACCAGGGUUAUCCGUCUACGAGGGGCCGCGAGAACACCAAGCGGAUGAGGUUGCUUGGAACACAUAUUUAUUUUAA
Molecule: messenger RNA, 822 nt
Organism: Fusarium redolens
Lineage: Eukaryota; Fungi; Ascomycota; Sordariomycetes; Hypocreales; Nectriaceae
Exons: 1
Coding region: 1-822 (273 amino acids)
Biological process (GO): regulation of transcription by RNA polymerase II
Cellular component (GO): nucleus
Molecular function (GO): RNA polymerase II cis-regulatory region sequence-specific DNA binding; DNA-binding transcription factor activity, RNA polymerase II-specific
Source: RefSeq, a predicted model, not a curated record